CGCCGUGUGUCCCGGGGUCGGGCGGAACCCGCGCGGGCCCUUUAAGGGCCGGGGGCGUGUAGCGGGCCCGCCCCCUCCCCGCCGCGCCGGCAGCCGGUAAAGUGCGAGCCGGGGCGGAGGGCGCCGGAUCCGGCCGCGGCGUGCGUCCGAGCGAGCGCGGGGAGCGGCCGUUCACGCGGAGCCCGGCGCGCCAUGUACACCAUCACCAAGGGGCCCAGCAAGCUGGUCGCGCAGCGCCGCACAGGUCCCUCGCAGCAGCAGGUGGAGAGCAGGCUCGGCGAGCUCCUGAAAUGCCGGCAGCCCGCGCCGCCGACCGCGCCGCCCCCGCAGGCGCAGCCCUUCGCGCAGCCGCCGGGACCCUGGCCCCUGUCGAGUUCCGGGCCGAGGCUUGUGUUCAAUCGCGUGAAUGGCCGGCGGCCCCCUGCCACGUCCCCAUCUCUCGAGGGGACCCAGGAGACCUACACACUGGCCCACGAGGAGAACGUCCGCUUUGUGUCCGAAGCCUGGCAGCAGGUGCAACAGCAGCUGGAUGGUGGCCCAGCCGGUGAGAGUGGGCCGAGGCCCGUGCAGUACGUGGAGAGGACCCCCAAUCCCCGGCUUCAGAACUUCGUGCCCAUCGACCUGGACGAGUGGUGGGCGCAGCAGUUCCUGGCUAGAAUCACCAACUGUUCAUAGCGGCUGCCUGGGAAGGAACGCCGCCUCGGUGGACCCUUCGCCAGAGAAGGACCUUGGUGCCCCAUCCACCCACUGCGGCCUGGCCAGGCGCCGGCCACACCUGAAGUGCCAGCAUCUGGACUUUUGCACCUGUUGUUUCCUUGGCUCAGCUGUCCCAAGCUGCCGGGGGCCAGGGGCCAAACCUGCCUGACCUCAACCCUGCUCACUGUGCCCAGGGACCAGCCCCUGGGGCCGGCAGGGAGGAGCUCCGGUCUAAUAAAAUUGAGAAACUGCC
Molecule: messenger RNA, 949 nt
Organism: Lemur catta (Ring-tailed lemur)
Lineage: Eukaryota; Metazoa; Chordata; Mammalia; Primates; Lemuridae
Gene: MCRIP2
Product: MAPK regulated corepressor interacting protein 2
Exons: 5
Coding region: 193-675 (160 amino acids)
Source: RefSeq, a predicted model, not a curated record